This is a messenger RNA of Sesamum indicum (sesame), 1180 nucleotides long. RefSeq lists its product as uncharacterized. The record is from RefSeq and is a predicted model, not a curated record. NCBI's taxonomy places the organism in Eukaryota, Viridiplantae, Streptophyta, Magnoliopsida, Lamiales, Pedaliaceae.
GUAGGAUGAACAAACUAUAUACGACGGACACGCACACUUGCAAAUCAGACGAAUUCAUCAGUAUGUCCAUAGUCAAAAGGACUCACAAUUGCUCCGAGCACUACGAGCUCAAAACCUACAAAAAGCUGUUCACGUGCGACGGCUGCAAGACGAAAGGGUUCGGAGAGCGAUAUCAGUGCGAGCUCUGCGGUCACGAGCUCCACAAAGAGUGCAGAUUUCCCCACACGACUGUUUCCCACGAAUUCUUUGGAUGCUCAAGCUUGACAUUUCGGGACGAACCCUUCACAAGAUACGGCAAAAAGAACUGCAAGGAGUACUCCAAAUGCUGCGACGCUUGUGGGAAAGAUAUAUGCGGGUUCAGCUAUCACUCCGCCGCAGACAAUCUGGAUUUGCAUCCCACCUGCCGCAACCUCGACAGGAAACUAGUCAUCAACGACACGGUUUUUGAUCUCUUGCCGGCAAAGCGUUCGUCGCCCAAGUGCAUAUGGUGCAACAAGAGAAAGAUUUCGGAUGGGACGAGAGUUGCUCCAGGGUGGUCGUAUCUGUCUACUUGCAUGAAAUACCAUUUCCAUGUGUAUUGCAUGACGGAGAUGGUGUACGAGGCGUGCAUGAAGAAUGGGGAGAUGGGAUUGGAGAAAGUGCAGCUGAAACAGUUGGUCAGACACAGAGGAUCAAGUGGAAGUAGUGGUUUCUUGGAGACGAUCAAAACGUUUCUCAAGAUCAUACUGUCUGCUCUUUUGGGGGAUCCAACGUUGCUCAUCUCCAAUGUCUUCGUCGAACUGGUUUCGCGUGGCAUGCAGUGAUAUGUUUCACGCUAUACUUUCUGCUCAAGUUAAGUAUGAUCCAACUUGCAUCAAUUACAGUAUGGUAUGAUUAAUGUAAGAUUUCAAUCCAUUGAGAUCUGAUUUAGAAAAAAAACGUUAAAAUUUGGAGUUUGCCUUUUCUUGUUUGCUUGGCCGUGGACUUGUGUAAGACAGUGUACGAAUAAUUUUUUCCAGUUCUUUAGGGAAUUUAUGCGUCAACGUUUUGUUUGUUUGUUUGUUUUUCUCUUUCCUUUUUUCCUUUUCUAUCAUAUGGGAACAGUUUUUUUAUUAUUAUUGGUAUUGUAAAAUGUGUCCGAAUUUUGUCAGAAGCAAAUGGAUUGUAUUGCGAUGAUUGUUAGUUAUCUCAUGAUUAUGUU